CAUGUUCACAACAGACCUUACAACUUAGGUCAAUACUCAAUCAGUAAAUAAAAUUUAUUUCAGUUUCUUUAUUGAUGUUUUUGUAAAAAUAAUGACAAGUUUUCACAAAGCUUCAGCUUUUCAUACGUCUCUUAAAGGGACAAAAUUAAAAAAUAACCUAAUAUACAUUUCAUCAGGCAUACCAUCAUUGGAUUUCAUUAUUGGUGGGGGAUUAUCCGCCGGCAGUGUAUUUCUUGUCGAAGAAGAUGUUUUAGGUAGUUACGGCAGAGUGCUUUCUAAAUACUUUCUUGCUGAAGGUGUUGUUUGCAAACAUGACUUAUAUGUCAUAUCUGCUGAUGAAAGCCCAGAGGAUAUUGUCAAAGAAUUACCCCAACCAUGUAUAGUCCCAACUAAUGAGAAGACCAGCAAUCAGGGUAGCAGUGCUGAGAUGAAAAUAGCUUGGAGGUAUGAGGGCCUGGGUCAGGUGGAAUCAUCAUUUGGAAGCAACACAAAGUUUGGCCACCAUUUUGAUCUAAGCAAGCAUAUUGAUGAAGAUACACUCAAAAACUGUAACAUAACUUAUUGCCAUUUACUUGAAAAUAAUAAACAAGUUAAUGGGUUCAAAAAUGGUCUCUACCACACAUUAUUAACAAACAUUAAAACGAUUUUAUCUAAGGAAGAUUAUAAGAGUAGUAGUCAAAAUAAAAAUAUUCUCCGCAUAUGCAUUCAAUCUCUUGGGUCUCCCGUUUGGAUGGCAAUGGAUUGUGAUGAUGCACAAAGUGGGUAUGGACAAGAUCUUAUAAAGUUUUUGUAUUGUUUGCGAAUGCUGGUCCGAGACACAAAUGCAGUUAUUUUUAUAACCAUUCCUUCACAUUUGUUUGAUGAUGAAAAUAUAAUAAAAAGGAUACUGUACUCAGUAGAUAAUGCUGUUCGAAUAGAAUCUUUUACUGGAUCGAGCAAAGAGACAAAUCCAGUGUACAGUGAUUACCAUGGACUGUUUCAUAUAACUAAACUGUCUGCCCUGUAUACACUUGUACCGUUUGUACCGCCAAGUCUGGACCUUGCUUUCAAGUUGCGAAGGAAAAAGUUUGUCAUAGAGAAACUACAUUUACCACCAGAGCUUCAAGAAUCGAGUGAACGUGAACAAGAUGACAUCACGGCUAUCCCAAAAACAUGUGGCGGUUUUAAAAAGAAGGAUGUCGAUUUUUAAAAUCAAACUACCUAUGUGAUAAUAAAAUUUACUAAUUAAAUAAAUUUUUUAUA
Messenger RNA from Pararge aegeria (speckled wood butterfly), 1242 nucleotides. RefSeq names its product elongator complex protein 4 (gene Elp4). The record is from RefSeq and is a predicted model, not a curated record. Gene Ontology annotation, biological process: tRNA wobble uridine modification. Bases 92 to 1189 code for a protein of 365 amino acids. Gene Ontology annotation, cellular component: elongator holoenzyme complex; transcription elongation factor complex; cytoplasm. Lineage: Eukaryota; Metazoa; Arthropoda; Insecta; Lepidoptera; Nymphalidae. The transcript is spliced from 8 exons.